GGCCGGGGGCCACGGCGGGGGGGGCUAUGGCCACCUGGAGGCGGGACGGCCGGGUGACGGCUCUGCAGCGGCUGGGCUGCGCCGGGCUGGCGGGCGCGCUGAGCCUCAGCCUCACGGCGCCGCUGGAGCUGCUGACGGUGCUGGCGCAGGUGGGCACCUGGCACUGCCGGCGGGGGCUGCGCGGCGCCGGGCGCUGCCUGUGCCGCGCCGAGGGCCUGCGGGCCCUCUGGAAGGGCAACCUCACCGCCUGCCUCCGCCUCUUCCCCUACAGCGCGCUGCAGCUCGCCGCCUCCCGCCGACUUGUUACGCUUUUCACGGAUGAGUUGGGUCAUGUCUCCCAUUGGAGAGCCAUCACAGCAGGAAGUCUGGCUGGCAUGUUUGCAACCAUAGUGACUUACCCUACUGAUGUAAUUAAGACACGGCUCAUUGUACAGAACCGACUGGAACCAUCUUACAAAGGGAUUUUUCAUGCUUUUUCCAAAAUUAAUCAUCAAGAAGGAUUUCUUGCACUCUACCGUGGUGUUUCACCAGCUAUAUUAGGUGCUAUCCCAUUUUCUGCUGGGUCAUUCUUUGUUUACAUCAAUCUGGACAAAAUCUGGCAAGAACCCAUAAUUCAUUUCACACCUCUUCAAAACUUUAUAAAUGGCUGUGUAGCAGCUGGUGUGGCACAGACACUUUCUUUCCCCUUUGAGACUGUAAAGAGGAAGAUGCAGGCACAGAGUCCUUGGCUUCCCCACUACGGAGCAGUUGAUGUCCAUUUUACUGGCAUGAUUGACUGUUUCCACCAAACUGUGAAGAACAAAGGUGUGCUCGGACUUUGGAGCGGACUCACACCCAGUCUGCUCAAGAUUGUCCCAUACUUCGGUGUAAUGUUUAGUACCUUCGAAUUUUGCAAGAGGGUCUGUCUGUACAGAAAUGGUUAUAUUGAAUCUCCUUUAAGUUACAAACUAACUCCCGGAGUGGAUCAGAGUUUACAGCCUCAAGAACUGCGGGAAUUGAAGCUCCUCCGCAGAGGAAACUUUGAGCCAAGGAAAUCGGCUUUGGAAAACUGAGAUCAGAAUGUCCAUUGCAGAUAUGAUUGCCUUUUUUCAUCAAGACAUGCUGAACUACAGGUACCAGCAUCUCAGAUUAUAUGGUUUUAGUAUUGAAACACUAGCAUCAGGAAUGAAUAAAUCUUGCAUCUCAUUUGCUGAAUAGAUACAAGCGAUAUGAAUAUGAAAUGUACCUUGAAGAGGAGAAAUGCAAAUAGUUUGAAAACACUAUGUUAUUGGAAUUUGAAAUGAGCUUAUUUUAGGUGCUUUUCAAUGCUGAAUAGUUUUUUUUAAGAUAAAACCACUUGCAGAGAGCAAGAGAACUGAGAUGAGAGUACAAAUUAUAUCUUCAAAAUAUUAGAAAAAUUCAAAUACCUUUGUUGAAGUAGUUUGAGAUACGAUGUUGGCAAAAAUUGUAAACAAACUAGAAUACAUGCAGUGUGUGAGCAUUUUUACUAAAAUCUCUGUUAACGAUAUCACGUGGACAAGGCAUUCUUCUGCAGAUGGAGAACUAGCCCCAGUUCAUUCACACUCCAGAAUCUCUUGGGAAUAAUAAUUUAGUAUAAGUCUUGGUAUAAAGAUAAAGCAUGCUGCUGCAGCUGUGCUUUUGCUAAAAGAGAACUGUAGUAUGUGAAGUGAACUCUAAAACACUGGAAUGACAAUCUGAAAGACUUAAGUGCAUAUUAGAAAGUCUUUCCCCCUUUCUCCUGCACUGUUACUGCAUGUAGGUGAAUUAUUUCAGGUUAAAUUUUUGUUUUUCCUGAAAUCCUUUACAUUAAUUAUUUCCUGAAAAAAUGCAGUUCUUAAAUGUGUUAGAUAUUUCAGAGCCAAGACCUUGUGAUGUUUUUUUUCAGUAUUUGUUCUUAAAGCUCUAUUUUUAUAUUAAACUAUUACUUAGUUCCUGUGUGCAGACCUAGGCCUGUUGUGCUGCUCAGACCUUGCCUGUAGAAUAGCACUGUGCACACAGCCAGGGAUUUUUCCACUUCAGCUAUUGUGAUCUCAGAGUCACAGCACUGAUGUAGAUACGAAGCGCCCUGCAGCACCACUAGUUGAUUGCCUGUGUAAAUGCAACUCAAGCUUCUAAAAUGUCUAGGGAGCUCUCAGGCAAAAAAAAAAAAAAAAAAAAAAAAAAAAAAAAAAAAAAAGCAUCUUGGUGUUAUUUUCUACAGAAAGUACAAACUUUCUCUGUGCACUGUUGCACCCAGCUGCCUCUUCCAGAGCCUCCCUAGCUCCACACCCCCUCUCCCUGCCUUGCUUUGCAUUUGGGCUCUGUUAGGCGAAGAGGAGCUGAAUAAGAACAGUGAUGUGGACCUCUCCUCUCCAAAAGGGGGAAGUGGAUCUCGCAUGUAGAGAUUUAGACAGGGCCAGAAGUAUCUCUCAGGUUCAUUUGUAGAAAUACAGCUAGGGAACUGCAUCACUGUAGUGCCUUCUGAUAGAAGAUCUUUAAAAUUCUGUGGCCAUGUGAGCCCAUGUGGACCUUGUGCGACACAUCCCGCUGGCCCGAAGCCUGCCGCAGGCCCCUCUCCCCACUACACUCUUUCUUAAGAAAGAAACACCCUUUUAGCAUCCUGCUGUGUGGAAAUAACUAAAUCCCAUGAACUGCUUGGUUAGGCCAGGUCACAGCAAAAUGAGACUGUGGGAGCAGUCUGUGACUGUGUGGAGAGGUUUGCAGGAGGAUUUGGGCCUAGUUGUGAAGACUGACUUGCACCUAACUCUCGAUGUUGAUGUAUCCUGCAGCUGAGAUCUUGCAGUAUCCCUGUGGCAGGCUUGUUACAUGUUCUGCUAUGCUGGCAUUUCGUGAUGGUUUGCUUCUCAGAGAGAAAUACAGUGAUAGCAAAAAUCUAGAUGACAGCAGACCUUGUGGCUCAUGCAUCAAAUUGAGGCUGUAAGUACUAUCGACUCUCUUUUCAACCUACUGUGCCUCAGUUUCCCUGUCUGCACAAUGCAGACAAUAAUGCUGAGAUUUUUGGUUGCAUGAGUAAGAAAAUGAGAUUUAUUUGAGAUGUGCAAAUAAGGAAAUGUGACUUGGGUCACUACUAGAAUGAAUUGGGGAGGAACUGAUUUAUUGAAGUGUGUCCUUACCUGGUGCAAGCAUACUGAUGUUGCUGAUGUUGUAUUUCCAUGUAGAUUUUUAAGUGUUAGUGAUAUGAAUGUUUGCUCAGCAAUUCAAACCUGAUCAGAGUUAAGUGGGUUUAAAAGUUACCUCUAACUUGCUUCUGAUGUGCUAAUGACACCUUUGUAUUGUAAUGUAUUCCUAAGACCUAUAAAUCACUUAUUAACUGUUUAUCAA
Messenger RNA from Rhea pennata, 3321 nucleotides. It is a transcript of the gene SLC25A43, whose product is annotated as solute carrier family 25 member 43. The record is from RefSeq and is a predicted model, not a curated record. Lineage: Eukaryota; Metazoa; Chordata; Aves; Rheiformes; Rheidae. Gene Ontology annotation, biological process: transmembrane transport. Bases 27 to 1052 code for a protein of 341 amino acids. The transcript has 5 exons.